AUGUUGUGGGAUGGCACAGUGUGGGAUGGAACAGUGCAGGAUGACACGGUGCAGGAUGGUGUGGUGCUGGAUGGCACAGUGUGGGAUGGUGCAGUGCAGGAUGGCACAGUGUGGGAUGGUGCAGUGCAGGAUGGCACGGUGCAGGAUGGCGUGGUGCAGGAUGGCACAGUGUGGGAUGGCACAGUGCAGGAUGGCACGGUGCAGGAUGGCACAGUGUGGGAUGGUGCAGUGCAGGAUGGCACGGUGCAGGAUGGCACAGUGUGGGAUGGUGCAGUGCAGGAUGACACGGUGUGGGAUGGCACAGUGCAGGAUGACACGGUGCAGGAUGGUGCGGUGCGGGAUGGCACAGCACGGAGCGACAUAGCGCGGGAUGACGCGGGACACAGCGCACUAUGUCGCGAUACGGGGCGACGUGCCACACCCUCUGCCGCGCCGCGGGGGGAGGCGUGUCCCGGGGCGUGUCCGUGUCCCCCGUCGAGGCGUGUCCCGGUCCCUGCGUGUCCCGGGGGGUGGAGCGUGUCCCGCGCG
Messenger RNA from Acanthisitta chloris (rifleman), 528 nucleotides. RefSeq names its product glutamine rich 2 (gene QRICH2). The annotation marks the transcript as partial. NCBI's taxonomy places the organism in Eukaryota, Metazoa, Chordata, Aves, Passeriformes, Acanthisittidae. The transcript has a single exon. The record is from RefSeq and is a predicted model, not a curated record.